AGCCGCCGGCUCAAGCUCCAUGGAGCAACAACCAAGCUCUAGCAGAAAAGAGAAAAGAAAGGCACAAGAAAGAGAUCUAAAGAGCUAUUUUAGUCCAUUCGGAUCCAGUAGCACAAACCCAAGCACUCAUGGAAGUGAAGUUGGUAAUGCUAUAAUAGAGGAGGAAGAGGUGGUGGAAACUCAUUUGGAGGACACCAAUACCAUAGGCCAACAGCCAGGUAGCAAUGAAAAUGAUCAAGGUACAAUAACUGAGUUCAAUCCGGAUUAUAUCAUUUCUGAUCCGGGGCUUCGGAUUCCAAUUGAGCAAUUUAGUCCUAAUAUUAGAGAUGAAAUUAGGAGGGCUUUCAUGGAACGAGGUCCAACUCAACCUAGUAGUCAUGUUUUUCCUAGAGGAGAAGAUAAAAGGCGCUUUCGAAAAGAAUGGUUUGAGAAAUAUAAUUGGCUGGAAUAUAGCUUGGUGAAUGGUAAGGCUUAUUGCUUUUGUUGUUAUCUUUUUAGAAGAGUUGGUGUAGAUGAUGACAAAUUUGGUUAUGAGGCCUUUACAAAAGAAGGCUUUAGGCAAUGGAAGAAUGCCUACUUAGCACUCCCUAAACAUGUUGGUGGCCCUAAUAGUGCUCAUAAUAGAUCAAGAGCGGCAUUUGAUGAUUUUGAUAAUCAAAGGGCAAGUGUAAAGGAGAAAAUUGUAGUUCAUACCAAAGAGGCAGAAAAGAAGUAUGAAACCCGUGUAGAUACAUCUUUGGCUAUUGUAAGUUAUAUUGCCUUGCAAGGUGAACCGUUCCGUGGACAUGAUGAAUCAGAAACUUCAUUGAACAAAGGCAACUUUCUAGAAUUUCUUGAUUGGUACAAACUAAGAAAUGAGGAAGUGAGGCAGGCAUUUGAAUUUGCUUGUCCUAAAAAUGCUAAAAUGACUUCUGGAACAAUUCAGAAAGAACUUGCCGAGUGUUGUGCUGAAGCUGUUACCAAAGUCAUAAAAGAAGAGAUGAGUGGUUGUUUAUUCUCUAUUCUUGUUGAUGAAUCUCGUGAUAUAUCAGUCAAAGAACAAAUGGCCAUAAUAGUCAGGUAUGUGAAUAAAAAAGGGCAAGUAGUUGAAAGAUUUUUGGGUAUCAAGCAUGUCAAGCUAACUACAUCAGAAGCAUUAAAGAGAGCAAUAGUGGAGGUUCUUAGUGCCCAUGGUUUAACUAUUGCAAAAAUACGAGGCCAAGGGUAUGAUGGAGCUUCUAAUAUGAGAGGUAGAGGACAACAUCAAGAAACAUCAUUGCCUAGGCCUGAAGAUACAAGAUGGGGAUCUCACUACAGGACAUUGCUUCGUAUUGAAACAAUGUGGGACUCAAUAAUAGAAGUUCUGCAAGUGGUGCAUGAUGAGGAACGUAAUCCAUCAAGGGCAGGGGGGUUGGUGCCUACUAUGGAGUCUUUCAGCUUUGUGUUUAUCAUGAAGAUGAUGUUACAGAUCCUUCGCAUAACAAAUGAGCUAUCUCAUCUGUUGCAGAAGAAGGAUCAAAAUAUUGUUGAGGCCAUGUCUUUGGUUAUUGACGUGAAAACACGUUUGAACAAUUUGAGAAGCAAAGGUUAUGAGCCACUACUUGAAGAAGUCAAAACAUUUUGCCAAGAAAAUGAUAUCCCAAUACCAAAUAUGGAAGAUAGUGUACCAAGAUUUGGUAGAUCAAGGAAAGGAGGGAGAAACAACAUCACUCAAGAUCAUUACUUUCGUGUUGAUACCUUCUUUGCUACCAUAGAUGCUAUCACAACAGAGUUUGAUCAUCGAUUCAGUGAGGUAUCAUCGGAAUUACUUACUUGCUUUGCUUGCCUUGAUCCUAGAGAUUCAUUCUCUAACUUUGAUGUGAAUAAACUUGCUCGCCUCACGGAUAUAUAUUUGGAUGAUUUUUCUUUUGAUGACCGGAAAAGAAUAAAAGACCAGUUAGAAACCUUCAUUAUUCAUGUUAGAAGAGUUGAGGCAUUCAGAGCUUGUUAUGACCUUGCAAGCCUAGCAAUGAAAAUGGUUGAACUUAAGAGGCAUGAAAUAUUUCCCUUGGUUUAUCGCCUAAUUGAGCUGGCAUUACUGCUACCAGUAGCAACUGCAUCAGUUGAAAGAGCCUUUUCAGCCAUGAAGAUUAUUAAAACUGAGUUGCGGAACAAGAUGUCCGAUGGUUGGCUUAAUGACUUGAUGGUGGUGUAUAUUGAGCGGGAGAUAUUUAAAGGAAUUGAUCUUCAAUCUAUCAAGAAGGCUUUUCAGAAGAAAAAAGAUAGAAAUAUGCAAUUGCCAAAGUCUCCUAGACGCAACUAAUAAUAAAU
Messenger RNA from Panicum virgatum (switchgrass), 2289 nucleotides. RefSeq lists its product as uncharacterized. Gene Ontology annotation, molecular function: protein dimerization activity. The record is from RefSeq and is a predicted model, not a curated record. Bases 20 to 2281 code for a protein of 753 amino acids. Lineage: Eukaryota; Viridiplantae; Streptophyta; Magnoliopsida; Poales; Poaceae. The transcript is spliced from 4 exons.